UGUUCAUUCUGCUUUGCCCCGAAGUUUUCGAUGCAGCAGCUGGGCUGGAUUGGAAAUUCGGAGCUGAAAAGUCGAGAACAUAUGCGAGUUAAAUUUGACGGCUGUAGGUUCACUCCCUUCACCUUCCACGCAUACGAAUGCAGCGACCACUAAUUGAGAUCUGCGUCGAUUCAGCUGAUGCUGCAUAUGCGGCUGAAAAGAGUGGAGCAGACCGGAUAGAACUUUGUAGUAGCGUUAAGGCAUUGGGUGGAGUUACUCCGUCAGCAGGUAGCAUCUUAACGACACUAAAAGCGAUCAAGAUUCCUGUCAUGGUCAUUGUUCGCCCACGAGGAGGCGACUUUCUGUACACUGAACUGGAAUUUGAAAGCAUGAUUCAAGAUAUCAAUUUCAUUAAACAAGCCGGCGCUCAUGGAGUUGUUAUUGGGAUUUUAACGGCUGACGGGAAGGUGGACAUGGACCGAAAUAGAUGUCUCAUUGAAGCAGCACGGCCCAUGGAAGUCACAUUCCAUAGAGCGUUUGACAUGGUCGCGGAUCCUGUGGUGGCACUACAUGACUUGAUCCACUUAGGAGUUGAUCGAGUAUUAACAAGUGGCCAACAGAAAACUGCCGUAGACGGAAUUGAUGUGUUAGCUGACCUGCAAAAACACGCAAAUGAUAGAAUCAUAAUCAUGCCCGGAUGUGGCAUCAAUCAACAUACUGUCCGUAAGGUCAUGCAACAUGUUGAACCCAAAGAGAUUCAUUUAUCCGCGUUAAAGACGGUGAAAGGAGGGAUGUUGUAUCGAAACAUCCAAGCUUCCAUGUCAUCGGAUAGCUCGAACGAACAGGAGUACAAUGUAGACGUUGCCGAUACAGAUAAAAUUAACGCUGUCAUCAAAGCACUGGAAUAGCUUUAGCGCCUUCGAUUGUAUUGGAAAGGAAAAAAAAAAUUAAAAAA
This is a messenger RNA of Umbelopsis ramanniana AG, 934 nucleotides long. RefSeq lists its product as uncharacterized. The transcript is spliced from 10 exons. Gene Ontology annotation, molecular function: copper ion binding. The coding region runs from base 138 to 887 and encodes 249 amino acids. The record is from RefSeq and is a predicted model, not a curated record. Lineage: Eukaryota; Fungi; Mucoromycota; Umbelopsidomycetes; Umbelopsidales; Umbelopsidaceae.